GGGAACAAAACAUGACAGAAAUAGAUGCCUACUAUAAAAGUGAAAUGUUUGAUCCAUCAGAGAAGUACAAAAUGGACCACAAGAGGAGAGGACUUGCUCUAAUCUUCAAUCACGAGAGAUUCUACUGGCAGUUGAUGCUGCCRGAGAGGCGAGGCACCAGUGCAGACAGAGAGAACCUUACUCGCAGGUUUUCAGAUCUAGGAUUUGAAGUGAAAUGCUUUAAUGAUCUUAAAGCAGAAGAACUGAUGCUCAGAAUUCAGGAGGUGUCAACUUCCAGCCAUGUAGAUGCCGAUUGCUUUUUAUGUGUCUUCCUAAGCCACGGUGAAGGCAAUCACAUUUAUGCACAUGAUGRCAAAAUUGAUAUUCAGACACUGACUGGCUUGUUCAAAGGAGACAAGUGUAAGAGCCUGGUUGGAAAACCCAAGAUAUUUAUCAUUCAGGCGUGUCGGGGAAACCAGCAUGAUGUGCCAGUAACUCCUUUGGAUGUGGUGGAUCAUCAGACAGACAAUCUCUACAAUGUAACUGAGGUGGACGCUGCCUCCAUGUACACGCUGCCUGCUGGAGCAGACUUCCUUAUGUGCUACUCUGUUGCAGAAGGAUAUUAUUCUCAUCGAGAAACUGUGAAUGGCUCAUGGUACAUUCAAGAUCUGUGUGAGAUGCUGAGAAAAUAUGGCUCCUCCUUAGAGUUCACGGAACUCCUCACUCUGGUGAAUAGGAAGGUUUCUCAGCGCCGAGUGGACUUUUGCAAAGAUCCAAAUGCAAUUGGCAAGAAGCAGGUUCCCUGCUUUGCCUCCAUGCUAACUAAAAAGCUGCAUUUCUCUCCAAAAUCUAGUAAGUAGGAGCCACUUUGACUUACUGUAUGUAUUCUGUAUAUAUUUCCCUUUUUACAUAAAAUAGCAUCACUAAAUUGGAGAAGUUUAAAAUGUUUCCAGGCUUAAUGCCCAGUAGAGAACUGCCUUUUUAAAAUUUUUUAAAAAAKCAUGUUGCACAURGUGAAAGGGUUUGAGAAGAAAUCCUCACGAAUUUAUUAWACAUUAAAAAAUAUUUUUUCUUUCUUAUUUUAGUAAAUUGCAAGGUUACCAAUAAUAUUUAGCUGAUUUAACUUGUAUUUUGUGACUUUUUUAUAAAGGCUCAUUGCAUAAUAUUUUUGAAACCUGAGAAUUAGGUAAAUUGGU
Messenger RNA from Urocitellus parryii (Arctic ground squirrel), 1175 nucleotides. The record is from RefSeq and is a predicted model, not a curated record. NCBI's taxonomy places the organism in Eukaryota, Metazoa, Chordata, Mammalia, Rodentia, Sciuridae.